Daphnia pulex (common water flea) is the source of this 1256-nucleotide messenger RNA. Its product is annotated as aquaporin-7-like. Lineage: Eukaryota; Metazoa; Arthropoda; Branchiopoda; Diplostraca; Daphniidae. Gene Ontology annotation, molecular function: water channel activity; glycerol channel activity. The coding region runs from base 140 to 1171 and encodes 343 amino acids. The transcript is spliced from 6 exons. The record is from RefSeq and is a predicted model, not a curated record. Gene Ontology annotation, biological process: glycerol transmembrane transport; water transport. Gene Ontology annotation, cellular component: plasma membrane; basolateral plasma membrane.
ACACUCUUUCACCGCUGUCUUCCAACGGAAGAUUUGUCAAUUUUGAGGUGGUGAUUUUGUGAGUUGGUUUGUUAUCAUUCUGUUUCAGUUGACGUAACAAUCAAGCACGACCUGAUCGUUGACGGAUAACAGGAUUGAAAUGCACCGGUGCCUUUGCAACGUCCCACAACUAGUUCGUGCAGCCUUCGCCGAAUUUAUUGGCACCUUCAUUUUCGUUGUCAUCGGGAACGGGAGCAUUGCUCAGUCCCAUUUGAGCAAAGGCAGAAAAUCCGAGUACUUCACUGUUAACUGGGGAUGGGCUUUAGGAUGUUGUCUUGGAACUCUAAUUUCGGUCAAAAUAUCAGGCGGCCAUUUGAACCCGGCGGUGACGAUGGCUCUCACACUCGCCCGCGAUUUCCCGUGGAAAAGGCUGCCAGUUUAUUGGAUCGCCCAAUAUCUCGGGGCUCUGGCCGCAUCUGGGACUGCCCUCGGUAUCUAUUACGAAUCGCUCGUUCAAAGUAAACUCAUCGGCGAGUUCCGUCCAUGCAAGAACACGACGGAAACGGCGGCCGUAUUAUUAGCCAACUUCACCGGUCAUUCCUCCUUCCACGAGUCAGUUUAUACUGGAUUAGUAGAACAGAUUUUAUCCACGAUGAUUUUCAUGUUAGUCAUUUGCGUGACAACGAAUGCAAAUUAUUCGAAUGUGCCGUCAUUCCUGCAGCCGGUCUACAUUGGUUUCGCUUUAAUGGCGUGUGGCAUAUCCUACGGCUCCAAUGGCGGUUACGCUCUCAACCCGGCACGCGAUUUAUCUCUUCGUCUUGUUUUUUAUCUCAGUGGUUGGGAGGCAAGCGCUUUCAGUUUCCGGGGCUACAAUUGGUUCUGGAUCUUUCUGGUGGGACCGCACGUCGGAGCACUCUUAGGAGUGGGAGUCUUUCACGUCUUUCUGAAGACUGAGCUCACGGACUGGGCAACUGAAUACUAUGUUUCCAGUCUGAAACGCUCAGCAAAUAAGCCAGUAUUAGUUGCCGAGCGAUCUGACGAAUUGGGUUUGAGAUCGCAGUGGCGUCUGCAACGCUCCAACGUCAACCUUGUAGACUCGAUGGUCUCCACAAAGUUUAUCGAGCUGGAAAGUCGCAGCCCAGGUGCCAGAAGAUCAUCAAGGUCAUCUCAAAUCAGCACGAAAUGGAUAUGAAAUGUGUUGUCAACUGUAACCGAAUUUAAAAAAUACUUAUGCUGAUAUCGCCAUAUAGAAAAUAAAGCUUUUAUUUUAUCUACAA